CUUGACUUUACUCUUUACUUCGUAACACCUCCAUCUGACUUCUUUAUUCCUCUCUUUUUCUCCAUCCCUCAUCACUGUCUGUUCAUCAUCUAUUCAUCAUCUAUUCAUCAUCUAUUCAUCAGUCUAUCAUGGAAUCUCCUACCGGCGUCCACCUCGUGGGAAGCAUCCCCCUCUCCUCCACCGACGAGGUCUUCCACAAGAUCCCUGCUGCUCUGCCCGAUCGCCUGUUCUCCAUCCCCGACGGCGAAACAGGCACUCGCGCCAACUGGAUCGGCUGGCAGAUCCCAUUCUUCCCCAAGGACGCUCUCCGACCAACCCUCGGCGGGCCUGAAUUGCCAUCAGACUAUUCUGCAGCUUUCACCCAGAGCUCACUCGAGCCAACCCAGUACGACACCCAGGCUCUAGCCUCGUACAAGCAAUUCAUCAAACUCCGCGAUGCCGGCAUCAUCCCCAAGGGAGUGCGGUUCCAGGUCUCGCUUCCAACGCCGUACGCUUGCAUCCAGGGCCACAUAAAGCCCGAGUUCCAGGCGCAGCUGGAACCGUUCUACGAGCAGCGCAUUCUCGAGUCGCUGGCUUCGAUUAUUAAGGAAAUCCCAUCCCAUGAUCUCGCGCUCCAGUGGGAUCUGUGCUUUGAGACCACGGCCUUGGAAAAUGCACGCGGUCGAUUGACGGAUGAGUUCUUCAAGGCGCAUUUCGAGCCCGUUAAGGAGGGGCUCUUGGAUCGUAUUGAACGUAUCUGUGCUGAUAUUCCGAGUGAGAUACCGGUUGGGUUCCAUCUUUGUUAUGGUGACCUUGGCCAUAGGCACUUCAUUGAGCCGGAGGAUCUGGGCGUGUUGGUGGACUUUGCAAAUGGCAUUCUCAAGCGUCUUGGUGAGCAGCGUACUGUUGGCUGGUUCCAUGUUCCGGUGCCUAAAGACCGAGAUGAUGUGGCGUACUUUGAGCCGUUGAGAGAGCUUGAAGCGGACAAGCAUACCAGGCUUUACUUGGGGGUUGUUCAUGCCAAUGACAAGGCUGGGACUCUGCGGAGGAUCAAGGCUGCUCGCGAGGUUGUCCAGAGGGAGUUUGGAGUGUCCACUGAGUGCGGCAUGGGACGUACUCCUGCAGAGGAACUUGACAGUAUCUUGCAAAUCGCAAAGGAGGUGUCGGUCCCGAAGGAUUAGUUGUCUAAUUCUAUAGCCUCGGUUUACAAGCAAUUAUCAAUCACUCAUCCAUUUCGACAAUCAAUCAAAAUAAUCAAAUUAAUUACCAAUCCAAGUAGCCUCAAUAAUUGCCAACGCCGCCCCCUCCGGCGUCCAACACUUCACACCCCCAAAUCUCCCAUCCGCCUGUGCAAACAGCCCCCUCCACUCCUCCUCAUCCCGCAGCCUCGACUUCGUAAACGCAAGCAUCAUCAUAUCCAUAUACCGGAUAUACCUCUCCAUUGCAAGCGGCAGCGACCCGCUCUCUGGACAGAGACUCUCGUUCACAACAACCCUCGCGCCCUUCUUCAGCGCCGGCACCAGCUGUCUCAGGAUCCGGACUACGUACUCGUCCGACCAGUCAUGGAGCACCCAUCGGAAGAGAUAUACGUCUGCCGUUAUGGGCUGGGGUGUGAA
Molecule: messenger RNA, 1595 nt
Organism: Aspergillus versicolor CBS 583.65
Lineage: Eukaryota; Fungi; Ascomycota; Eurotiomycetes; Eurotiales; Aspergillaceae
Exons: 1
Coding region: 129-1160 (343 amino acids)
Source: RefSeq, a predicted model, not a curated record